Messenger RNA from Ochlerotatus camptorhynchus, 2487 nucleotides. It is a transcript of the gene Inos, whose product is annotated as Inositol-3-phosphate synthase. Gene Ontology annotation, molecular function: inositol-3-phosphate synthase activity. Lineage: Eukaryota; Metazoa; Arthropoda; Insecta; Diptera; Culicidae. The transcript has 6 exons. Gene Ontology annotation, cellular component: cytoplasm. Bases 169 to 1842 code for a protein of 557 amino acids. Gene Ontology annotation, biological process: inositol biosynthetic process; phospholipid biosynthetic process. The record is from RefSeq and is a predicted model, not a curated record.
ACCCACGUUAGACAGUGCUUAACCAACUCGUGUGUGGAUCAGUCGUGUUUUCCGUUCUUCCUGGAGUGGUUUUUGGAGUAAAUUCUGCUACCUAUAGCAAAACCGUAGGAUACCUACUGAAGUGCGAUAUUGAAAAGUUACAAGUGUUGUGCUACAAAUUACCAAACAAUGGCUUCACCACUGAAUGUUCUUUCGCCAAAUGUUCACUACAGUGAUAAGCAUAUCGAAGUGGACUAUCAAUAUCAAACUACGUCGGUUCUCAGCGAUGGACCAGCUGGAUACACUGUACGCCCAGAAACCACCGAACUAAGCAUCCGAACGGAGCGUCAAGUACCUCGUUUGGGUCUUAUGCUCGUCGGAUGGGGCGGUAACAAUGGGUCCACCAUCACAGCUGCUAUGGAAGCAAACAAACGGGGAUUGGAAUGGAGAACCCGCACCGGAGUGCAGAAGGCCAACUGGUUCGGUUCGAUCACUCAAGCAUCGACCGUCCUGCUGGGAACGGAUGCCAACGGACAUGACGUUCACAUCCCCAUGAACAAGUUGGUCCCGAUGGUCAACCCAGACGAUAUCGUAGUAGAUGGGUGGGAUAUCAGUUCGUUGAACAUCGCUGAUGCUAUGACACGGGCCGGAGUAUUGGAAAUCGGGUUGCAAGAUCAGGUGCACAAGAAGUUGUCACAGAUGAAACCAAGGCCCUCGAUUUACGAUCCGGACUUUAUAGCAGCUAAUCAGGCCGACAGGGCUGACAAUACCAUCCCCGGAACCCGUUAUGAACAAUACCAGCAGAUUGUUAAGGAUAUCCGCGAGUUCAAGUUAUCGUCUGGCGUUGACAAGGUGGUAGUUUUGUGGACGGCCAAUACGGAGCGAUUCGCUGAUGUCGCAAAGGGAUUGAACACCACCAUGGCAGAGUUGGAGAAGUCACUGAAAGAGAACAAGUCGGAAAUCUCGCCGUCGACUAUCUUUGCGAUGGCUGCCAUCACCGAAGGUUGUAUCUAUAUUAAUGGAUCUCCUCAGAAUACGUUUGUACCUGGAGUUAUUGAACUAGCUGAGCAUCAUGGUGCAUUCAUCGCUGGCGAUGAUUUCAAGUCUGGUCAGACAAAGUUGAAGUCGGUGCUGGUCGACUUUCUAGUUUCUGCUGGCAUCAAGCCAGUGUCGAUUGUUAGUUAUAACCAUCUAGGAAAUAAUGACGGAAAGAAUCUUUCCGCUCCGCAGCAGUUCCGUUCGAAGGAGAUAUCCAAGAGUAACGUAGUUGAUGAUAUGGUUGCUUCAAAUAACAUCUUGUAUAAGCCCGAUGAGCAUCCGGAUCACUGUGUGGUCAUUAAAUACGUACCAUAUGUUGGUGACAGCAAGCGCGCCAUGGACGAAUACACCAGCCAAAUCAUGCUCGGUGGACACAACACCCUAAUCAUUCACAACACCUGCGAGGAUUCUCUGCUGGCAUCGCCGUUGAUUCUGGACUUGGCCAUUCUGGGUGAGCUUUGCUCGCGAAUUCAGAUUAAGAAGAAGAACGAACCCAACUCCGAGUACGUGCCCUUCCGAUCGGUUCUGUCACUUCUGAGCUACCUGUGUAAGGCGCCACUCGUUCCCAAAGGCACCCCGGUAAUUAAUUCGCUCUUCCGACAGCGCACGGCCAUCGAGAACAUUCUACGAGCUUGUGUCGGUUUGCCUCCUCUCAGCCAUAUGACCUUGGAGCACAGAUUCAACAUUGACGUUUCUUCCGCCGAACCCCCAGUAAAGAAAGGUAAAAUUUCCAACGAUAUCGCUAUCAAGACCGUCUCCAAUGGCGUUCAUACAAACGGUACCUGCACCAAUGGAAACAGUGUUCAUGACAUUGCUGACUACUAAAUCCUUAGGAAAGAUGUAAGGAAUUUGGGUCAAGUUUAAUUUGAUCUGAGUACAGCAAUUUUUGUCGAAUAUAUUUCCUUCGACGUAGGUUAAUCAUAAUCUGGAUAGUAUGGAUAUUUCCCAACCAAAACUGCAAAAUUAACUUCUAACUAUCCGUUCCCACAUAUACUGGUAUAGCAAACAAGGAACCCAAUCUCGAAUCGUAUAAGCGUGAUGAAAAUCCUUUUUAGAGAAACCUUUACUAUUCUCUUCAAACACAAGAAGUAGUUAUACUUUUCGACAUACCAAACGGAACGGAUACCCAAUUGGACUGAUUCAAUCGAACAGAAACGAAGUGUCAAGGUAUAUUGAUAGGAAAUUCGUUGCUUAAAUAUAUGUUUAUAAAAAUCACCACACAAAGCACAGAAAAGAGACACUGAAUUCAAAAGCUAUAAUUCUAGUUUUUAAUGAGAAAUGUUUAUUUCAUUUUUGGACUACCCUAUAGUGGUUUUGCAGAAGAGAGGUCACGAAGAAUAAGAUCAAAACUUGGAUCACACAAGCGGCAAGGUAGUGAUACAGAGAACAGCUUGAUGUGUAAUUUAGUGAAUAUAAUCAUUUCUAUACAGGUUGUAAGUAUAUGAGAAAAUAUAAAUGAUAAGUGUAAAA